Molecule: messenger RNA, 4009 nt
Organism: Aaosphaeria arxii CBS 175.79
Lineage: Eukaryota; Fungi; Ascomycota; Dothideomycetes; Pleosporales
Product: glycosyltransferase family 2 protein
Exons: 3
Coding region: 196-3606 (1136 amino acids)
Cellular component (GO): cell periphery; cell septum
Molecular function (GO): chitin synthase activity
Source: RefSeq, a predicted model, not a curated record
ACUCAACCUCCACUUCUACUACUUCCACUACAUACUACAUACUAUUACUGCUGCGUAUUGAUUGUUUAGCACUUUCUCUCUGUCAAUUGCAUUCCACCUCCGCUUCCAAACGUCUUACCACGCUGCAUUCCAAUCUCCCAUCGUUUGACAACCGUACCUUACACAAGACACACCAUCUAGCGGCUUCCCGUCGCAAUGGACACUCCACCGCGCAAUGCGCUGCCGUCCUACGGCGGUCCUCCAGCGUAUCACAACGACGAAUAUGAUGAUUCUCGUCCUAGCUAUUCCCAUGAGCGGUCGACAAUGCGCUUGUUGACCAAUGCAGAAGAAACCCAGAGUUACAUACCGAAGAAACCUCUCUCUGAGACUACUUCUCUUCUCUCCGGCGUGGAAAGCACAACGGCAACGUUGGGCGAUCGGCACAAAGGACGAGCGACGGGAGAGCAGCAAGCUGCUGAAGCGGCCAUUGUCGACUUGUUGAGAGACGCUGGCGACGCUCUCGACCGAGAUGCCCCUUCAACAACAGGCUCUCCGAAGCGCAAGUCGGUGAAGUCGCGCAUGACGAGCCACCUGUCUCCGUCCAAGAAGGACCCUCAACCAGGCCCAGGCUUACCAGUAAACCAACAUCACAGACCACAAUCUCCUUCGCCAGUCAUGCGAACAUACCACCCUUCCACCUCCUCGAUCUCAAGGACUCCAUCGGUGCUUGACACAGCGCCAAACAUGCGUCCUCCCGCAGAAGACUCCCCUUCAUACAUGCCCUACCGACGAGCCCAUUCUCCAGAUCGCUCCUCGCCAACUCGACCGUACUCGCCAACCCGCACAUCUGUCGACUACUCGAGACCCCCUGCUUCGAGUGUAUCUUACGAGCCAGCAGACCUGAAUGGAAGUCCGCGACCGGGUACUCCUUCGUCUCGGUAUGGAGGAGGGCGACCAGGCAGUCCUAUACGGCCUCUCCCACCCGCACCACUGUUCUCUGCUGGCAGACCAGUCUCGAGGGAUUCCAAUGCGACUGUCGACAUGUCCCAGGUCCCACUGAACGACGAUGACGUGUUCACUGAUAUUGGGGACGAUCGGCCCACGAUGAGCUCUCGCGAUUCUUACAUGACCGAAGACACCUUCACAGAAGAGUACACAACAACAGACGAGAAGAAUGAACACUUGGGACCAGCUCCAGAUGGUGCGCAAGCCCGUCGUGGAGCGCGACAAGCCGUCAUGUCGAAGAGGGAAGUCCGUUUGAUCAACGGAGAGCUCAUCCUUGAGUGCAAGAUUCCUACCAUCCUCCACAGUUUUCUACCGCGACGCGACAGCAACGAAUUUACACACAUGCGAUACACUGCCGUGACGUGUGAUCCCGACGACUUUGUCGAUAGCGGGUACAAGCUGCGCCAGAACCUCAACAACCCCCGUGAAACAGAGCUGUUCAUCUGCAUUACGAUGUACAACGAGAACGAGAUCGACUUUACAAGGACAAUGCAUGGCGUCAUGCGUAACAUCAGUCAUUUCUGCUCUCGUGCGAAGUCUCGUACGUGGGGUAAGGAUGGCUGGCAGAAGAUCGUUGUCUGUGUCAUUUCCGACGGCCGCCAAAAGGUACACCCAAGGACUUUGGAUGCUUUGGCGGCUAUGGGCUUAUACCAGGACGGAAUCGCGAAGAACCAUGUCAAUCAACGUGAAGUCACUGCUCACUUGUACGAGUAUACCACUCAGGUGUCUUUGGAUUCGGAUCUCAAGUUCAAGGGCGCGGAGAAGGGAAUCGUGCCAGUCCAGAUGAUGUUCUGCUUGAAGGAACGCAAUCAGAAAAAGUUGAACUCGCAUCGUUGGUUCUUCAAUGCUUUUGGACGCGCAUUGAACCCCAAUGUUUGCAUUCUGCUAGAUGUUGGAACGAAACCCGGUCCUAAGGCGCUCUACCAUCUCUGGAAGGCUUUUGACACCGAUUCCUCCGUGGCGGGUGCCGCAGGAGAGAUCAAGGCUGGUAAGGGCAAGGGCUGGCUCGGACUGCUCAAUCCACUUGUUGCAUCCCAAAAUUUUGAGUACAAGAUGUCCAAUAUCCUCGACAAGCCACUUGAGUCGGUUUUUGGAUACAUUACUGUCCUUCCUGGUGCUCUUUCAGCCUACCGAUACCACGCCCUCCAAAAUGACCACACGGGACAUGGUCCUCUGAGUCAAUACUUCAAGGGUGAGACACUUCACGGCCAGGAUGCUGAUGUUUUCACCGCAAAUAUGUACCUUGCUGAGGAUCGUAUUUUGUGCUGGGAGCUCGUGGCAAAGCGAAGUGAACAAUGGGUCUUGAAAUAUGUGAAGGCUGCGGCUGGUGAAACCGAUGUGCCAGAUAACGUACCUGAGUUCAUCUCCCAACGUCGUCGUUGGCUGAACGGUGCCUUUUUUGCUGCUGUUUACUCACUCCUACACUUCAAGCAAGUUUGGGCGACUGACCACUCUAUCUGGCGCAAGACCCUCCUUCACAUCGAGUUCAUCUACCAAUUCGUCUCCCUCAUGUUCACCUUCUUCUCUCUGGCAAACUUCUACUUGACCUUCUACUUCAUCGCUGGCUCCCUUGCGGAUCCGAAGCUCGAUCCAUUUGGACACAAUAUCGGCAAAUAUGUGUUUUACAUCCUACGGUAUACCUGCGUCCUGCUCAUCUGCAUGCAGUUUAUCUUGAGUAUGGGAAAUCGACCUCAGGGCGCAAAGAAGAUGUUCUUGAGCAGUAUGACUGCCUACUGCGUCAUUAUGGCUUACACAACUUUCGCUUCAAUCUACAUUGUCGUCGUCCAGCUGAAGGAUCCAAAAGCCGAGAAAAAACUGGGUAACAAUGUAUUCACGAACCUGAUCGUCUCUACGGCAACCACUAUCGGCCUUUACUUCCUCAUGUCGUUCUUGUACAUGGAUCCCUGGCACAUGUUCACUUCUUCCGCACAGUACUUUGCAUUGUUGCCAUCCUACAUUUGCACCCUCCAAGUGUACGCUUUCUGCAAUACCCACGACAUCACAUGGGGUACAAAGGGAGACAACGUGGCAAAGACCGAUCUUGGUGACGCCAAAAUCAAGUCUGGGAACGUCGUUGAGCUGGAAAUGCCUUCGGAACAACUUGAUAUUGAUUCCGGCUACGACGAGGCUCUCCGGAAUCUUCGUGAUCGCAUCGAAGUUCCUGCCCCAGCCAUCUCGGAGUCCCAACAACAAGAGGAUUACUACCGCGCCGUGCGUACUUACAUGGUCGUCGUAUGGCUCAUCUCCAAUGCUAUUCUUGCAAUGUCAGUCAGUGAGGCCUACUCUGGCAGCGCGGUCAGCUCCAACUUCUAUCUCAAGUUUAUCCUCUGGGCUGUCGCUGGACUUGCUUUCUUCCGUGCUAUCGGCUCGACCUCCUUCCUGAUUAUCAACUGUAUCCACUGGGCCAUGGAAGCGAAGCUCAAAUGGGGCGACAAGAGGGAUGGCGACAGCAGUGUUGGAGGAAGCACUAGGACCGGCCUCGGCGGCGGCCGUGGAAGGAAGUUCGGAAGGUGGCGCUUCGGCGGUGGCAUCGGCGGCUGGUGGAGCGGCUCGCGGAUCAGCAGCAAGGUCAGCAGCUGGACGCCGAGCAGUUGGAGCGGAAGCAGCAUUGGACGGAGGUGAAGGCUUUACGUACGCCUUUACCUUCUUCGUGCUUUUCCAACACUCAUGUCACGACACGAACUUACGAACCCACGGCGUAAUAUUCUGGUUUUCUUUCGAUGCCCCCCUUCCUAGGGAACUUGGCCCAAGUAGGGAUUUGGAUGGCCCACGUGCCUCACAUGAUGAUACCUUGAGCGUUUGCUUUUCCUGUGCUAUGUAUAUCUGUCUCCCUGGACAAUGUCAGAACGACGAACAAAGCAAACAUUGUAAUUUUGUACAUGAGAAUUGAUUGGUUGGGGGAAAGCGGCAGAGGUCCCCAUGUAUGAAUCGAACGCGGAGGUUCUUUUUUCUGGUUAGGUUCGACAUGCAUAGCAUACUACAGUAAGUAGUAAGUAGUUCACAAAUAUGGGUAAUUCAAAAUGGG